AAUUAAAGAAUCAGUUAGUGAGUUUUGGUAUAGUAGUAUAUCGGGAUAGUAAGGUGUAGGUGUCAAUGUUGAGGUACUAGGCACAAGGUAAAGUCGAGGUCGUUGACCAUCGUGUCAAGGACAGACUCUCAUUAUGGAAGCUAACUGUGCAGUAGUGGUAUCAUGAAUAGCAGCGGGUACCAGGCUAACUGAUACUGAUUGUUCUGUAGUACCAAUACACCGACUGGUCACGUAAGACUAAGAACUGCCGGUAGAACACCAACGGUAAAUCCAAGUGCUCAGUGAAUGAAUCUAGCGGGAAAUGCACUAACUUUUGGUGUUUACUGUGUGCGUACACAUUUACAAACCAAUAAUGAUGUAUAGGACCAGCAGAUUUGUUAUUGUGUUUUUGUGCAUUGCACACUUGGGGGUGCAGGCCCAAGAUGAUUCCCUUGCCGGCAGUUUUUUGUCAGGGCUCUUGGACACAAUCACAAGUACUGCAGAUUCAAAAGACUGUCCAGGCGUAUGCGUACACGCUCUAGCAGUUCUGAUAUGCGAUGACGUCUUGGAAGAUGUCGUCUGUCCAAACCCAUCAAUGAAAUGCUGCGUAGAAGCGCCACCCCCAAACACAACGCACAUUCCAGUAACAACGAAUUUUACUAAAAAUGAAAUAACGAUACCAGCCAAAGAAACAACAACUACUCAAGCAACUACUACACCUCCAACUACCACAAAGCCUACAACGACGACUACGACUGUUCCAACAACGACUACAAAAACUACUACUUUAAGUCAGGACACCGUAGAGAAAAUAGCAUCAGAUUCAACAAAUGAUAUUAAAAAUAGUAAUUCAUCAGAAAAAGCAUGUCCUGGUGUAUGCGUAGCUGAAAGAAUAGCGGACUAUUGUGAAGCAAUUCUUACCACAGAAAAUUUAUGUAAAACAGGAUUAAGAUGUUGCGUAUCAAGCGACGCUUUUGGUGAUAAACCACCACCAAAUCUAAUAAUACCAACAAAAACAAAAAACAAUUACACUAAACCAGAAGUUCGAACAACUCCCAAACCAACAACACCGGGUGUAACAACAUUAGCUAAACAACCUCCCAAACCAGUACAUUCAGAGCCCCAUCCUCAUCACCCUCCUCCACCUUUAAAACCAUGUAGUGGAGAAUGCGUUGGUGGACUGUUUGCCUUAUUCUGUGAUGACAUAGAUUCUGAAGCAAGUUGCCCAAAUGAAGGAAGUUGUUGUAUAACAAUACCACCAAAUGAAGAAUCCGUAGAAUUGAGUAUAACAAGUACAACGCCGCGACCAACAACUAAAGAUCCAGGUCCAAGAUGUCCAGGAUUCUGUUUGCUUAAUAUAAUGGCUGCUUUCUGUGAAAGACCCUCCGUUUUAAUUCCACACACAGCAAAUUGUAAAAGGGGUUCCGUUUGUUGUGAUAAUACUAGAGCACCUACCACACCUGCUAGACCAAAACCAAGACCUCAACAACCUACAACAACCACGACUGUGGACCCUAGACCUGAAUGUCCUGGAUCGUGCAUCGUUUCGUAUUUAAGUUUUACAUGUUUUAGAAAUGCCGAAAUGACCGAAGUGUUCAAAUGCAAAAAACUGGGUACAAAAUGUUGUGCUCCAAAGUCCCUUAUAAAAGAAGCAGUAGAAGUCAAAGACGAUAACAUGUCAAUGAAGAACAUCAGUAUACUUGAAACAAACACUGUUCCCCAUACAACACCUUUGACUACACUUGUCACGACUGAAAUAAAUAAACCACUUCCUACCACCACAAGAUCUCCUAUUUACAGUAAAUACGUUUGUGGUGUGAAAGGAACUUCUCGAACGGGAAGAGUAGUCGGAGGAGAAGACGGUGAACAAGCGGAAUGGUGCUGGCAAGUGGCUUUAAUAAACUCAUUGAAUCAGUACUUAUGUGGGGCUGCUUUAAUUGGUACUCAGUGGGUACUUACUGCUGCUCACUGUGUAACUAAUAUUGUAAGGUCGGGUGACGCGAUUUAUGUUAGAGUGGGAGAUCAUGAUUUGACAAGAAAAUACGGUAGUCCAGGAGCUCAAACGUUACGUGUAGCCACAACUUACAUACAUCACAAUCACAACAGUCAAACACUAGACAACGACAUUGCACUUCUGAAACUACAUGGUCAGGCUGAGUUGAAGGAAGGUGUAUGUUUAGUGUGUUUGCCAGCCAGGGGAGUUAACCAUGCAGCUGGCAAACGAUGUACUGUAACUGGGUAUGGCUACAUGGGAGAAGCCGGACCCAUACCACUGAGAGUUAGAGAGGCUGAAAUUCCUAUAGUUAGUGAUGCAGAAUGCAUUAGAAAAGUUAAUGCUGUCACGGAAAAAAUAUUUAUUUUACCUGCCAGCAGUUUUUGUGCUGGUGGUGAAGAAGGAAAUGACGCAUGUCAGGGGGAUGGUGGAGGACCCUUAGUAUGCCAGGACGAUGGAUUCUAUGAAUUGGCUGGUUUAGUUUCGUGGGGUUUUGGAUGUGCGAGGGUGGAUGUACCUGGUGUUUAUGUAAAAGUGUCAUCAUUUAUUGGGUGGAUUAAUCAAAUUAUUAGUGUUAAUAAUUUGUAAUUGUUAGUUUUACAGAACAAAAAGAAAACCAAAAAAUCUUUCUUAAUUUAAUAAUUAUUUAAUUUGUAUUAGAUUUAUUUUAUUAAAAUGUAA
Messenger RNA from Aethina tumida (small hive beetle), 2653 nucleotides. RefSeq names its product protein masquerade (gene mas). The transcript is spliced from 10 exons. Gene Ontology annotation, molecular function: serine-type endopeptidase activity. The record is from RefSeq and is a predicted model, not a curated record. NCBI's taxonomy places the organism in Eukaryota, Metazoa, Arthropoda, Insecta, Coleoptera, Nitidulidae. Gene Ontology annotation, biological process: proteolysis. Bases 353 to 2560 code for a protein of 735 amino acids.